ACAAUAACAAAGUGCAAAAACAUAAAUUGCAGUUCUCAAAAGAAGUCAACGCCUUGCUUAAAUUCGACGUGCGAGAAGAAGAUUGACUGUGAAUGUGAAAACUGGAAAGCAGAAGAAAAAACCUGGCCUUGUUGGUUAGAUAGAUAGACAAAAGCUCAGCUGCUGGGUGCAACAAAAUCGAUAAACGGCAAUGGGGGCCGAGCACUCGCAUCAGCGCGUCGAGGCUGAUGGCCAUGAGAUCUUCGAGAGACGCGACCCGACGCUGGCCAUGGGUCAAGGCUCCACUUCAGCAUCCACGGUGCGUAUGAGCGAUGGCAGCGCCAUGGCACUUGCAGCUGCUGCCGCUGCAGCCACAAACAAACGUCGUGGUGGUGGCAUGCAACAGCGACAACAACAACAACAGCAGCAACAACAACAACAGCAAAUGCUGCCCAAUGGACCUGCUAGUAUUGUGAUUGCCAGUAAACAGAUCAUAUCGGACACUGCCUCGCCAACCAGCUCCGAGUUGAGUCGCCCACCGUCGCCACCAUUGAGUGUGUGCUCGGAUCUGCCUUAUGUCUCGUAUACGGAUCGUCCCAUUGGGGACUCGCCCAAGAUACGCAACCGGCCCGCCCACAUGCUGCAGCAGAGCAGCGUCAGUCGGUCCGCUGCACGCAAAUCUCAUCCUGGCGGCAUUACCACAAGCAUCAAGCCGAAGCGUCCACAGUCGACGGCCUCGAGUCACAACAUUGUGAUUGUCAAGCCGGGCACACGUGAUAUCCACGAUGAUAUCGAUCCGGAUUUGGCGCGUCUGCGCAACAUACCACAGUUUCUGCCUGUGCUGCGGGAAUCCAUCAGCUCGGCGACAUAUACACGUGAUGCGGAAAUCUUGGAGCGUCUGCAUUCCCAGCAUAUGCUCAACAUUUGUGGACGCAUGCAGACGCAUUUGAAUCUGUGCGCCAAUCAUGUGGCCAGCGAACAGAAUCAUCUCGUGGAACGCACCAAGGUGGUCAGCAACUCCAUAACGACGCUCUUCGCCAAGUUCGUGGACAUGCAGAAGACGUAUGCCUCAUAUGCGGAACAAUUUGCCAAAAUCCGUGGUGUCUCGCAGCAAUUGAGUCGCUGCAAUUCAUUGCUGCACGAGAACAUUGCCAGCUUGGAGGCAAUCAAUAACUUUCUGGAUGAUGAGGAUCGAUUGGAGCCGUUCGUCUGGCGCACCGAUGACAACAAGCUGCGUGGCGAGGCGGAAGGUGCCGCCGGAGGCAACAGCAGUCGACUGUGGCGCCUCUAAGCCUAUCUCUCUAUCGCUUUCAUAGUUACUCCAUUUGUUAUUAUAGUCCAACUCGCAACUCUAUUCAUGUAUUUAUUGUGUAUAUUACUUAUUUAUAUAUAUAUAUAUUUAUAUUAACUAGCUAAUUGCCCAUGUUUAAUAUCAUUUGUUGUAGCUAGGAUAUAGAUACAUAUAUAUAUAUAUAAUAUCUGAUAAGCUGAUCUCGUUGAGGCAUCCACUCCAUAGCUAAUUGGAACUGCAAUUACAUUUACAUAAAUGUGUAAUAUAUUUAACAAUUUGUAUUGUAUGCGUAUUCUCAAAUAAUUCGAUGCUAAUCUUAACUCUUGUAAAACACUUAUGAUGUUCGGAAAGUUUAAUUAAGAUCGAUUAAUAAAUAGAUAUGAUAUUCAAGGUUAAACAUUGAUGCUAAAA
Messenger RNA from Drosophila innubila, 1681 nucleotides. It is a transcript of the gene BORCS5, whose product is annotated as BLOC-1-related complex subunit 5. Gene Ontology annotation, cellular component: cytoplasmic side of lysosomal membrane; BORC complex; synaptic vesicle membrane. The record is from RefSeq and is a predicted model, not a curated record. Gene Ontology annotation, biological process: organelle transport along microtubule; lysosome localization; positive regulation of anterograde synaptic vesicle transport. Bases 191 to 1270 code for a protein of 359 amino acids. The transcript has a single exon. NCBI's taxonomy places the organism in Eukaryota, Metazoa, Arthropoda, Insecta, Diptera, Drosophilidae.